CAACUAUUAAUGUAAAAUAUAGUUUAAAAUGGUUCAGAUGAUGAAACAGAGUUUAUAUUCGAUUCUAACGCUGUCUAGCUUAAUGAUAGCAAGUCUAAAAUAUCAAUGGCUAAUGUAAUUUAAUUAAUCUCAUUAUGAUUAUAGGAGGAGAUUAAGCAUUUGAAUGACUAAAACAAGGAAUUGGCCACCUAGUUAAAUAAAUAGAAUGAAUUGCUUGAUUUAAAACAUAAGUAAAACUAAUAGUUAUAAACAGAAGGUAUUUAUGAUUUUUAAAAUAUUUAGCAAUAAAAUUGAAGGAAUUAGUUGAUGAUAGAGAACUAAAGUUAGUAUAAUCUAUGAAAGAGAAGCAAAAAUUAUAGAAUGAGCUUAUCGGUUUACAUGAUGUUUUAGACCAGACAACUUAAAGAAAUGAUCAAUUAAACUCUGAAGUGUUUGCACUUAGAUUAACAAUGGAGUAAUUAUAAUGUAAAUAUCUUACAAUAUCUCUUUAGAGACUGCCACUAUGUAUAAAGAAGAGAUUAAUUAAUUUUUAUAAAGAGAGUAGAGAUAAAAUUUAGAAGCACAAACCAAAGCUAUGAAAUAACAAGAAGAAACCAUAAGGAAAAUAUCUAAUGAACUUAAUCAAAAGUAGGCUUAAAAUAAGAUUGAAAUUCAGAAUAGAGAAAACUAGAUCUAAGAUUUAAUGAGAAAACAUGAAUUGUAAAUGUAAUAGAAUACUGAAAUAAUUAAUGAGUUGAUAGAACAAAAAAACUAAAACCUAUAAAAUUUUGUUAUGAAUAAAGAUUAUAAGCCCGAACUUACAAAGAUGACAAAAUAGAUUGAAGAAUACAAAAAUCAGGUUAAAGGAUAAAUUCAUUAGAUAAGUAUUUAAAAUGAAAAAAUUUUGUCACUCUAAAAUUAAUUGGCUCAGUCUGAAUAAUCUAUAGCUGAUCUAAAUACUGAACUUUAAUAGGCUAAAUAAAAAUUAAAGGAAAAAGAUUAAGAGUUUUAAAAUAAAAUAGGGGAAAGUAUGUAGACAAUUGAAAAAUUAAAAACCUAGGUUUAAUAAUUGAAUAAUUAAUUAUUAUUACUAAAAUAAUAAGAUUAAAAGAUAAAUCUUGCCAGAAGUAUUUAUUAAAAUCAAGAUGAAAGAUUUCUUAAGGAUAUACAAUUAAAAAAUGAUCAAAUUGUAAUGUUGUAGAAUGAAAAUAAUUAAUUAGUUAAAUUAAUUGAGACACUAAAGAAUUAGAAAUGUAUUUAUUUAUAUUAUAGAUUUAGUUGAUCAAUAGGGAAAUGAAGCUAUUAAAAUUAGGUAAUUAGAAUCAGAAUUAAAGAGUCUUUAAUAAUUCAUUUAUGACAGUCCUUUGGUAGUCUUAUUCAAUCUUUUGGAAGAUAGAUUAUCAAAAUAAUAAUAAAAGAGUUUUGAAAACAAAAAAAAAAUUUAAGAGUUUUGGAGUAGUCAAUUAAAACAGUGGGUAGAAGGAUUUGAAGAAUUGAGAAAAGCAUUUGGUGGUUUGAAGAUUUAAUUUAAAUACGACCUUAAAUACCCAAUUCCAUAGAAUGAAUGAAUAAAAUAAAAAUGAAAUUAAGUAAAAUUAUUCAUAAAUGAAACUAAAAUAAAUAUGAAG
Molecule: messenger RNA, 1607 nt
Organism: Paramecium sonneborni
Lineage: Eukaryota; Ciliophora; Oligohymenophorea; Peniculida; Parameciidae
Source: the annotation of a GenBank genome assembly